Messenger RNA from Myripristis murdjan (pinecone soldierfish), 2183 nucleotides. RefSeq lists its product as uncharacterized. The record is from RefSeq and is a predicted model, not a curated record. Gene Ontology annotation, molecular function: zinc ion binding; nucleic acid binding. The transcript is spliced from 2 exons. NCBI's taxonomy places the organism in Eukaryota, Metazoa, Chordata, Actinopteri, Holocentriformes, Holocentridae. The coding region runs from base 1024 to 1947 and encodes 307 amino acids.
UAGUGGGCUGAACUGUUGAACUUGCCCACUGUUGGGCUGACGGGGAGCCUAAUGAACUGAUGAACAUCAGCUGCGGCUGAUUGCACAGCCGGUGGGACUCUGGGACUGAAAAGCGGAGAGCUGGGCAUUGUGUGUGGGUCUGGGGAGCGUGUUGUGUGCGGUGUGGCUGCGUUCACUCCGGGAGCGGGUGGGUGUCGUUCGCAGCUGUUUAGGGCGGCCGGCGACGAAGACAGAUACGGUAGCGGGGUUAGACCGUUCCAGCGUUAGGAGGGGAGGCCUGCUGCCUCCUGUAGUUAGUUAGGGCUGGGGCUAUAGGAGCGCAGCCGCCGUCGCUCUCCAGCUUCGCUGCCGCCUCCAGCACGCCGCUGUUGGCGGACCCUGCCGGUCACCAGUUGCGCCGUCUGACGAAGCCGUGGUCCCCCGGGGAGUUGGACGGUGCCACAAGCCUAGACCCCGGGGGGGGGUCUCGUCGGCCACGAAGCUGAGUAGCCUACUCAUUUUAACUUGUAUUUGUAAUGUAUGUGUGUUUUAUUAGUGUGGGGAUUGGAAAGGAGUUUUGGGGGGGUUGAGCUAGUUCUGGGUCGGGGUCCCGUAAUUGGAUGCACUCUUAUUCACGUCAUUUAGAAGUGCAGUUGCCUAGUUUGUAGUGUGACGGGUUUUCAUGCAUCUCCAGCAGUUUGUAGUGUGACGGGUUUUCAUGCAUCUCCAGAAGUUUGUAGUGUGUGCUCUGAUGUGGUGUGUAUUUCAUUGAUGGUGUGCACAUUUUUAUUGUGCAGCCAGUUUGGGUGACCCUGAAGAGUGGUAGCUCCCCCGCCUUGCUUUAACUCCAGGUGCCCCGUUCAUGAAUGACGGAAUUUAAAUAAAGAUUGUCAUUUUAUUUGUUACUCUGUGUGGCUGUGUGUUUACUCUGGGGUUUCCGACAUUUGUCCCACGUGAUUCCUGGUUUUGGUCGCCUUUUAACCAUCCUUGGCCCAAACCCGAAUUCAUUACACUGGUGGCAGCGGUGGGAUCUUUACUGCAAGAAUGUCGGAACCGGAGAAUAAUCCACCACAACCUGCUGAGUUUGCCCCAAAUCAAGAUGCUCCCCCUGUUUCAACUAUUAAUGGUGCAACUCCCCGUCCAGUCUUCAUGCCAGAGACCUUUACUGGUGCGGGGAGAGAAUGGUCUGAUUGGGCUGAGCAGUUUGAGAUGGCCGCUGAUGUAAAUAACUGGGAUGAAUCACUCAGGCUGAAAUUUAUGGGUCUCCUAUUGGCAGGUCGAGCCCGUGAGGUCUAUAGUGGGUUAUCAGCAGCAGCUAAAACGAAUUAUACCCUGUUGAAAGAUGCUAUGGGGAGGUGUCUUGAUCCCUGUGACAGUGACGAUUGGAACAGGGCUAGCUUCUCCUCACGGAGGAGGCUUCAUAAUGAGACAGUCCGCGAGUUUGGUAUUGCUUUGCGCCGGCUGGUUGCGAGAGCCUAUCCUUCCGCGGACCUUAACACACAGGACCUAUUGGCAAGGGACCACUUUAUUACGCAUGUGGGCAGUGGGGAUUUGCGCAUCAGUCUUCGUAGUGCCAAACCUGCAACACUGGAAGCUGCAAUAAAUCUGGCUUCAGAACUUGAGCUCAUCAGAGGUCUAGAAAAUAGCCAUUUAACUCAGGAUGCUAAGGUCCGGGGGGUCUCUGAACCGAAGUCUAAGAGUGAUGAGCAGAUGGAAGUUUUAUUGGGGGUGGUGGAAGGAUUGAGGCAAGAGGUUAAGGUCUUACAGACUGCUGUGCAUGCUUUUAAAUCAAAUCUCGUACACCCUGUCCCUGUUCAGGCAGCUGCACCUCCCCCUCCCCCUCAAGCGGUCGGCACACCUGGCAAUGUUACAGUUAAACGUGAGGCUAUGGAACAGAGAGGGGGGUGUUGGGAGUGUGGGUGUAACAGGCACAUACGCCGUAACUGUCCCUAUUUGCAGGGAAACUAGAGGGGGCGUGCACAGAGGGCCCAAUGCCCGCCCCCCUUCCAGCUGUAUCCACUAGGGCCCUUGAGAAGGCGGAAGGAGGUUCCGGCUAUCUUGCAGCCAAGAUAGUGACGACCAAUCCAGUGUCCAGGAGGGCUGAUCAACCCGACUCUCGGCCACCCAGACCUUCCCGACGACAGCAUUCGGGGUUCCAGUUUGGCGCAGGUUGGGUCCAUCAUCGCCGUCCAGCCGAUCUGGGG